This is a messenger RNA of Chroicocephalus ridibundus (black-headed gull), 959 nucleotides long. RefSeq names its product epidermal retinol dehydrogenase 2-like. The transcript has 6 exons. Gene Ontology annotation, cellular component: lipid droplet. Gene Ontology annotation, molecular function: oxidoreductase activity, acting on the CH-OH group of donors, NAD or NADP as acceptor. Bases 1 to 924 code for a protein of 307 amino acids. The record is from RefSeq and is a predicted model, not a curated record. NCBI's taxonomy places the organism in Eukaryota, Metazoa, Chordata, Aves, Charadriiformes, Laridae.
AUGUUCAACUUCAGAAGCAUCCUGAAGAUACUACAGUUCCUGAAAUUAUUGAUUGUUUUAGUUUUUGAGAAUUUAAUCUUACUCAUAUUUCCUCCAUGCAAAAAAAAAUUUGCUGGGGAAAUAGUGCUUAUUACUGGCUCCGCAAAUGGGAUUGGAAGGCAGAUUGCCUUAAAUUUUGCUCCUUUGGGAGCAACCUUGGUUCUUUGGGACAUUGAUGAUGAAGGUAACAAAGAAACAAGCAGAUUAGCCGAAAAAAAUGGAGCUAAACGAGUGUUUGCCUACCACUGUGACUGCAGCAAUAGGGAGGAGGUCUAUGAACAGGCAGACAAGGUUAGAAAUGAAGUUGGGGAUGUCACUAUUCUAAUCAAUAAUGCUGGCAUACUGCUUGGGAAAAAGUUCUGUGACAUUCCAGAUGCAGAUUUUGAAAAGACCUUAAGAGUCAACUUCCUCUCUCAAGUCUGGACUUGCAAGGCCUUUCUUCCAGCCAUGAUGACCUGUAACCGUGGACACCUGGUUAGCACAGCCAGUGCGGCAGGACUGUUGGGAGUCUACAGAAUGUCAGAUUAUGCUGGAAGUAAGUAUGCAAUCAUUGGAAUGAUGGAAGCCUUACAUUCGGAACUGUAUCAUGCAGGAAAACAUGGCAUUAAAACCACAAUCAUUUGCCCUAGUUUUGUUAAUACUGACCUAGCUAAAGGUUUUCAAACUGAAAACUCCCUUUUUCUUCCUGUUUAUGAUGCUGAGUAUGUAGCCAGCAAGAUCGUGAAUGCAAUUCAAAAGGAAAAGUUUUAUCUGUUCAUGCCUCUGAUUUUACACUUUCUCGCUUUCAAAACUCUCAUUCCUAGAAAAAUGGUACUACUCUUUGAAUCUUGCCUUAAGAUCCCCAGCGGCCUGGAUAAAGCCUUUGGUCGGAAGAAAAAGGAUUGAAACCUAAAUAUUCUGAAGACCUUGAGUGCCAUCUA